Molecule: messenger RNA, 1005 nt
Organism: Calliphora vicina (urban bluebottle blowfly)
Lineage: Eukaryota; Metazoa; Arthropoda; Insecta; Diptera; Calliphoridae
Gene: Dhpr
Product: dihydropteridine reductase
Exons: 4
Coding region: 85-792 (235 amino acids)
Biological process (GO): L-phenylalanine catabolic process; tetrahydrobiopterin biosynthetic process
Cellular component (GO): cytoplasm
Molecular function (GO): NADPH binding; NADH binding; 6,7-dihydropteridine reductase activity
Source: RefSeq, a predicted model, not a curated record
UAGUUUUAUUUUGGCUUUCAUCCAUAACGGUUGGUUUGUGUUAUCUUGCAGCUGGCUUCUUUAAACUUAACAAAAAAUCUUAUAAUGUCUGUCGGUCGUGUGUUGGUAUACGGUGGUAAAGGAGCUUUAGGAGCAGCUUGCGUGUCUCAUUUUAAAAGCAAUAAUUAUUGGGUUGGCAGUAUAGAUUUAAGUGAAAAUGACCAAGCUGAUGUGAGUAUUGUAGUGCCCCGUGAUGCUUCUUGGGCAGAUCAAGAGCAAGAGGUUUUGACUAAAGUUGGAGAUGCUUUGCAAGGCAACAAAUUGGAUGCUGUUAUUUGUGUAGCUGGCGGUUGGGCCGGUGGUAAUGCCAAAAAAGACUUGGCUAAAAACUCUGAUUUAAUGUGGCGUCAAAGUGUUUGGACUUCUACUAUUUCGGCUGCUGUGGCUUCUCAUCAUUUGAAAGAAGGUGGCGUAUUAGCUCUAACUGGUGCCAAACCUGCUUUAGAAGGUACUCCUGGCAUGAUGGGCUAUGGCAUGGCUAAAGCUGCUGUUCAUCAGCUUACACGCUCUCUGGCUGGCAAAGAUUCCGGUUUACCAAAUGAUUCUUUAGUAGUUGCCAUUUUACCUGUAACUUUAGAUACUCCAAUGAAUCGCAAAUGGAUGCCUAAAGCCGAUUUUACCACUUGGACUCCUUUAACUGAAGUAGCCGCACUUUUCCACAAAUGGACUAAGGGAGACGACCGUCCCAAAUCGGGUGCCCUUUUACAACUCAUUACCAAAGAUUCCGUCACACAACUAGUGGAAAGUGCUUAAAUUUCAUAGUAAUGCUAAUGCAUUUGUUUAAAGACGAUUUUAGGGAACGAAUUAAAAUAACGUUAUUAAUAAAUAUUCCAGUUGCUUAUUUGUUGUAUUAGUUUUAAAGCAUAUUAAAUGUGUACUCAUUCAUAUUAUUAUAAAAAUUUAUUUCACUUGUGUGUAAGUUAAAUAAAAAUACAUUUAUAAACUCAAUAAAUUUGAAUAAGAUAA